AUGGCUACAAGCAAAGCAAAAACCAUUGAUGAUAUUGAUGAUUUUAAAGAAAUGCUUGAAGUGAUGACAGCCCUUGAAAUUUCAUCGGGAGGAUUAAAGACGUUAGACGAGAUGAAAAGUCGAGUAAAGUCUGAAUUAGAACAGCUUCCUAACAUCCCCAGUUGGACUGCUGGUCAGGCCUUCUCUGUUUUAUCAAAAAUAAAAGAGCAAGAUGCCAAGGUUAAAGAAUUCCUGCUGAGCUUUUACCACGAAGUUGAAACGUGUUAUGAUGAUCUAGAUGACAAAAUUAAAACUCUGCUGCAGAAAAAAAUGGGUGAUGUAAAGGAAAAAAUGAAAAACCAUCAGAUAAAAAUGAAACAAGAAGAUUACUGCCUUCUAGUGGCAGGUGAAACUGGAUCUGGAAAAAGCAGUUUGAUUAAUCUCAUUCUUGGGGAAGAGCUUCUUCCCUAUUCUAUUCUAAGCACCACGUCCACCAUAUGCGAGUUGAAAUACGGAGAAGAACGUAGAAUUGUUGCCCACUAUAAAGACAAAGACCCGGAAACGUUAUUGCCCACGAAAACUUUCAACUUGGUUGAGCCUAAAGCUUCUGGAAAAAGUUACCAUGACCAGAUCUUUCCAUUUGUCCAGAGUGGUCGGGAAAUAGGCUCAGUUUACAAGAAGGUAGAACUCUUCUGGCCUCACAAACUUUUGAAGAAUGGAGUUGUUAUCAUUGACAGUCCCGGUGUUGGCGAGUCUGAAAUCAUGGAUGAAAUAGUUAGAGAGUAUCUGCCUGAGGCCUUUGCAUUUAUUUAUGUCAUCAACUGCACAAACGCUGGAGGAGUUCAGAAAGAUAGAUUGGGAAAGUUGCUGGAGGGCGUCAAAGAAAAACGUAAGGAAGAAGAGUUUACAUCCACCUGUGCUUUGUUCGUGUGUCACAAGUGGGAUCAAGUGAAAGAAAAAAAAGAAGAAAAGAAAGUGGAGAACCAUGUCAUCGAAAAGUUAAAGAAUUUCUAUCCUGAUAUUGUCCCAGAGAAACAGGUUGUUCAAAUGUCAACGAAGAAUGCCAGCAUAGCCCAAAACUACGGGAUCGUAACCAAAAGAUUUGUUUCUCUGAUGAAUUGUAUGAGAUCUAUGGUUUUAAGAAGCGUCAAAGCCAGGCUGGAAUUUUAUUGGAGAUGGCUAUAUGGACUUCUUUCUCAAAUAGUUUACCACGCAAAGGUCCAUAUGAAAAAUACUACAAGAGAACAGGAAGAAAUCCUAAAAUUAAUUAACUCUGUUAGCGUUCGUUUGAGUUACAUCGAAGAAAAACAAAAUGAAGUCAUGAAAGACCUCCGCAACCAUCUGGAGAGUCGAACCAAGAGUGCAGUAAAAAACCUUUCCGAUUAUCUUUGUUCGGAUGAUAUAAGAUCGCAAUUUACCUCGUGGACCUCGGAUAAGGUACCAAAGACAGAGUCAUCUUGGGAGGUGACAGAGAGCAACAUCACAAAGGUGAUGGAAAACCGCCUGCAAGAGAUCAUAAAACGUUGGGAAGAAGACAACCAUGUGUUUACAGAUACUCGUGAGUCUCUUGUUCGGCACUUCAAGGAACGGUGCAAUUUUCUUGAAGGAGAACUCCGUAUUCUACAGGAAGCUCUAUUAUCUGACGAAAUCAUGCCACAAGAUCAUAGUGAAACAGGCUUCGGACUCACCAUAAAGGACAAGAUUGCCAUUUUUGUUACAAGCCCUAUCUGGGUUCCCCUUUCUCUCAUUGUCUUGGUGGUUGGUGCCCCUAAGGUUGGCGUAAUGGCGAUUAUGAGCAAGUUGGAGGACAAAAGAAGGAUCAGGAAAUAUGACGAAGACAAGUGUGCUUUCAUGAGACAAGCAUCCACCGAAUACUUGAAUGAAGUUACUAAAAAAGAAGAUGUGCUCAUGAACUUCGUGAAGGACCAACUGAAAGAUGCUGCUCUGUGUCUGAAGCAAAUUGAAGCCCGUAUUCCAGAGCUGAUUGAGGCUGACCAUUCUUUGUGUAAACAACUUUUGGAGGAAAAAGAAUCAACAAAAGACGUAAGAGACACUUAUAUACCGAUUUUGGAUGCAGCUUCAGAGAUCAGAGGUCGUCUGGCCGUUUUUGGACUUGAAGAGGGCCUCGCAGCCGGUAUCAGCAGCGAGAUUUUGGACCUAAAAGGUCAAUCUGACUGUCUGGGUCGGGGUGCUUUUGCCUCUGUUUACAGAGGAAUGAUGAAAACUGAGAACGGAGACGAACAAACUGUGGCAGUGAAGAUUUUCACCGAAUCGCUUAAAGCAGAUAAUGCUUGCGACAUUGUCGAUGAAAUUGAAUUUUUAGAAAAACUAAAGCAUCCCAACGUUGUCACUUUUCAUGGCACAUCGCUUCUAAAGGAAGAUGGCGAAACCCGAGUAAUACUAGUCAUGGAAUACUGCAAAGAAAAUUUAAAGAAUCGCAUUUUCAGUAAUCCAGAAAGAGCCCCUGCCAAGUCUAAGAAUAUCGAUGCCAAAACAGACGCCUGUCAAUGGAUAAAGCAGAUAGUCACUGCCCUGUCCUUCAUUCAUGAUCAAAAAGUCGUUCACAGAGAUCUCAAACUGGAUAAUAUAUUGCUGUCAGCGACAAAUGAAGUGAAGAUAACCGACGUUGGCGUUUCCAAGGAUGUGAACAAGAUCACAGGAACUUUGGCAGGAACACCUGUUUAUGUGGCACCGGAAGUGUUUCACUCUCAGCUGUAUGACACGAAAGCAGACAUAUACAGCCUGGGGAUAAUUUUAUGGGAGAUGUGGUAUGGGCAGCAGGCCUUCAGUGAAUUCAGUGACAUACCAAGUCAUGUAGCUCUCUUUAACAUGGUGGAUGAGGGCCUUCGCCCAAAACAUGUGAAAGGCUGUAAUGAGCCGCCACGCCGCUGGAAAGAUUUGAUGGAGAGUUGCUGGAACAAAAAACCAGCGGAACGCCCAUCAGCUUCGCAUUGCCUCAAGGAAGCUAUUGAACUUCAUAGAGAGGCAAUGGAAGUUCUGUAA
This is a messenger RNA of Pocillopora verrucosa, 2982 nucleotides long. Lineage: Eukaryota; Metazoa; Cnidaria; Anthozoa; Scleractinia; Pocilloporidae. The record is from RefSeq and is a predicted model, not a curated record.